Molecule: messenger RNA, 966 nt
Organism: Cervus elaphus (red deer)
Lineage: Eukaryota; Metazoa; Chordata; Mammalia; Artiodactyla; Cervidae
Product: olfactory receptor 4A47-like
Exons: 1
Coding region: 1-966 (321 amino acids)
Biological process (GO): G protein-coupled receptor signaling pathway
Cellular component (GO): membrane
Molecular function (GO): G protein-coupled receptor activity; olfactory receptor activity
Source: RefSeq, a predicted model, not a curated record
AUGGAACCAAGAAGCAAUGUGACUCACUUUGUCCUCCUGGGCCUCACUCAGAAUCCAAAGGAGCAGAAAGUCCUUUUUGUUAUGUUCUUGUUCUUCUACAUCUUGACCAUGUUGGGCAACAUGCUUAUUGUGGUGACUGUAACGUUUAGUAAGAUCCUGAAUUCGCCGAUGUACUUUUUUCUUGCUAGUUUAUCAUUUAUGGAUGUCAUUUAUUCCUCAUCUAUUUCUCCCAAACUGAUUUCAAGCUUGUUCUUAGGGAAAAAUACCAUAUCCUUCCAAUCCUGUAUGACCCAGCUGUUUACAGAGCACUUUUUUGGUGGAUCAGAGGUCUUCCUUCUGCUGGUGAUGGCCUAUGACCACUAUGUGGCCAUCUGUAAGCCCUUGCAUUAUCUGGUGAUCAUGAGGCAAUGGGUGUGUGUUGUGUUGCUGCUGGUGCUGUCCUGGGUUGGAGGUUUUCUGCACUCCAUUAUUCAGCUUAGCACUAUUUUCGGGCUCCCGUUCUGUGGCCCCAAUAUCAUUGAUCAUUUUUUCUGUGACAUGUACCCUCUGUUGAAACUGGUAUGUACUGACACCUAUAUCAUUGGCCUCUUAGUAGCAGCAAAUGGAGGACUGAUCUGCACUGUUGUGUUUCUGCUCUUGCUCGUCUCCUACGGAGUCACCCUGCACUCUCUGAAGAACCUGAGUCAGGAAGGGAGGCGGAAAGCCCUCCAGACCUGUGGUUCCCACAUCACUGUGGUUGUCUGCUUCUUUGUCCCCUGCAUUUUCAUGUAUGUGAGACCUGCUAAGACCUUCCCUAUUGACAAAUCUUUAAGUGUGUUUUAUACAGUCAUAACCCCCAUGCUGAACCCAUUAAUCUACACUCUGAGAAACUCAGAGAUGACAAAUGCCAUGAAUAAGCUUUGGAGAAGGAACAUGGUAUUUUAUGGUAAAAAAAGUGCAUCAUCCACCAUGAAGGGGGUCAUUUGA